AUGGACCGACUGCUGUGUGACUGUGUGAUAGCUUUGGCUGUACUGCUGUGUGUGGCCACACAGGUGUUGUGCCAGCUCUGUGACAGUCCCUGCCUUUGCCCCGGACCUGCCCCCCAGUGCCCCUCAGGAGUCCCACUGGUGCUGGAUGGCUGCCGGUGCUGCCAGGUGUGUGCUCGGCAGCAAGGUGAGCCCUGCACUGAGAUGUUUCCCUGCGACAGCCAGAGAGGACUCCGGUGUGACUACAGCGCCAGCUUCCCCGGAGACCCUGGGGAGUGCAUUAGUCAGGAGGACCUUGGCUGUGAAGUUAACGGCAUCACUUACCAAGAGGGCCAGUCGUUUCAGCCCUCAUGUGACACUUACUGCCACUGCAGAGGUGGAGGGGUGAGCUGUGUGCCGGCUUGCCCUCUGCAUGGCCGUCUUCCCACUCCAGACUGUCCCAACCCACAACAUAUCCGGCUACCGGGGAAAUGCUGCAAGGAAUGGGUGUGUGAAAACCUCGAGAACACAGUCAUUCAGGAUGCCAUAACAGCCAUGAGACCCGCCAGGUUGUGGCCAGUUCUCCUGAGGGAUCAUCCUCUAAACAAACUAGUCCCACCUGCCUCCACAUGUAAAGAGCAGAGCACCCAGUGGAGUGCCUGUUCCCAGAGCUGUGGGGCUGGGGUGUCCACACGGGUUUCUAACCAGAACCCAGCCUGCAAGCUGCAAAUGGAAACUCGACUUUGUAAAGUGCGGCCUUGCCAUAUGGUUCAGCCUGCCACAAGGAAACCCAUGAGGGGAAGGCAGAGGUGGUGCAAGGCCAGCUACACAUCACCAGGUCCCAUUCGGCUCAUUCACCAGGGCUGCUACAGCACUCGUGCCUAUCAGCUCCAGUACUGCGGACAGUGCACUGACUCUCGCUGCUGCACGCCUUAUCAAACCACCACUGCUGAGGUGACCUUCCGAUGCCCCACCGGUAGACUGCUACAGCGAGCUGUGAUGAUGAUUCACUCAUGUGUUUGUCAUAACAACUGCCCAUACUCACCUUACAGUAACCCUGCUCUGUGGGGAUACAGGCCCUGAUGAGCACGGAUUCAUUCAUAAUAGUGAAGAUUUCCCCGACUGAUUCGUGGGCCGGACAGUGAGAGAAACCUUAUGCAUCACCAAGCAUCCCCUAACCAAUGGACCUUGAAAGAGAAAAUGAUUAUUGUAGAUAAAAACUGUGAUUGAGUUGGGAUGAACAUUUAUCUUUACACUUAUACAAUCUCAAUCUGCACUUAUUCAUAACUCCUUUAUACUGAUAUACAUUGGGAAGCCAUAAUACUGGUGAUUUUGACCUUAUCCAGGAAUUAAAAUUACAUUGCAAAUUUAGAGAAAGCAAGCAAGCAAACUUAAUUUACAGUAGAGCACUUUUUAAAGGAUAGAAGGGACAGAUAAUAAAAUUAUAUAUAUACAUAUACACACACACACACUGUAUAUGAAACAAGAGGAAGUAAGUGUAUAACCCACAAAGUAAAAGUUAUUGAAAAAAGAAAACAUGUGGGUUUUAAGAAAGAUGUGCACUGAUUUGCCUACUCUGAGACUUUUCCUUUAGAGGUCGGAGGGCACAAUAACUCCUUUAAGUAGACUACAGAGGUGCCUAGUCAUGUAAUGCCUUAUAUGAAGAGA
Micropterus dolomieu (smallmouth bass) is the source of this 1644-nucleotide messenger RNA. RefSeq names its product cellular communication network factor 5 (gene ccn5). Gene Ontology annotation, biological process: signal transduction; cell adhesion. Bases 1 to 1059 code for a protein of 352 amino acids. Gene Ontology annotation, molecular function: heparin binding; integrin binding. Gene Ontology annotation, cellular component: extracellular region; extracellular matrix. NCBI's taxonomy places the organism in Eukaryota, Metazoa, Chordata, Actinopteri, Centrarchiformes, Centrarchidae. The record is from RefSeq and is a predicted model, not a curated record. The transcript has 5 exons.